GUUGAUCAGUUGGAUUCGUGUAGCGGUACCUGCGGGAAGUGUUUCGUUUCGUUUCGGUUCGUUUCGAUCACCACACUAUUCCACGCGUUCGUACGGAGGUUCGCAUCGCGUGUGCGUGGUUGGCUGAUUUUUUUUUGGGGGUGACCUUUUUUUUGCGUGCUAGCCGCGUUGUCCAGUUGACAUCACGAACCGACCGACAGCAAGCUAUAACGGAGACAGGAUUCUUUGGGUGGUUAUCCGGUAUGUGUGUGUAUUUUCGUCUCGAGUAGAAGCACCGCUCGAUUAAAAACUUACUAGCCACAGUGCUGUUGGUAUUUCGUUGGCAGUGAUUGCGGUGGUAGUCGUGGUGGUGGUGAUGGAGCUGUUGUUGAAUAUCGCAGUAAAGGGAUUUUACAAUCGAAAGAAUGCCGACUGGAAUGGAAUCGCAGCCCCACGUUAAGCUGGAUUCGUGCCGAGAGUGCAGUGACAGUGGAUUAAUUUGAUUCUUAACGGCGCAGAAACUGACUAUCAAGCGAACAAUCCGUGAGAGAAUGCCAGUUGUGUUGCUGGAAAAGUUUGCAAUUUACGACAGGAAGUCUGCAGUCGCCGAGAAACUUCGAUGUAUCCAUAAGGGAGUAUAGUUUUCUGCAUAACUUUGACCGGCGGAGAGUUAUGAGAGAAAGAAAGAGCAUCCACGUUUUGAAGCAAUUAAUGCGCAAUGUAAACAACUUUCAUUGGUGUACUUGAUUUCGGAACAGAAUCGUAAUACUGCAAUGAUUCUGAUAAAGAUGCAGAGUAAUGAAAACUUUGAGCAAACCAAUACACGAACAACGAGUAGCAUAAUAACUGAAGAUAAAUAGUGAUUAAACGUGAGGGUACCAGGAAAAAAAAGUAAUUUUCUUCUGCUUUUUCGCGCUUGAACUUUUUCCGCCGGCAUCUCACUCAACUUCGAACUCAACCCGAAAGUCUGCCAGAUUCAGGUGAUUCAGAGCGUGUAAAUCAAAAGGUUAAAGAGUGCAUAGCCCCUUCGCACACAGCAACAGCAUCCAGUGCAGUGCGAGCGCGGCUUCAUUUGUAAGAAAAUAAGAUGAUGUAAAGUUUAAUUGAAACGAAGAAAUACUUCUCGUAUAGCAAUCGAAUGCACAGUGGGGAGCGUGUCGCGGCGAAACACAGAAAAGGACGAUCCACAGCGAGUGCAUAGUGGUGCGUAUAGCGAAUGAGUGCAACGCUACAAAAUCGGUGCCGGGUGGUUUGUUCAAUAUGCAAAGAGUGCCUACCGGGAAAACGACGAACAGCUGAAAAUAUGUGUGAAAUUAAAAAUUAAAAAUUGCAACAAUAAAAAGUCCGAGGAAUUAAAUUAUUGGAGAGAUUUAUCAUCUGGAACGCGUGGCUCGCCGAGUAGUGACUAACUCAUCGCGCGUUUGCUCGGCAUGCCGAGGAACGAGACGAAACUUUCUGCGGCGAAAUAAUCGGCGAAAAGUAGGCGAGAAGAAGAAUUUUAAACCAAACCUGUUUGUGACAGUUUUGCCCAUAUCUCCUUUUUAUGUAUGCUAUAAAAAAUCGAUAUGUGCAUAAAAAUAUUUUUUUUUCGUAAAUUAAGUGGAACGUAGCCGCACAGUUGGGCCGGAGAAAAUAACUAACAUAAAUAACGUCAUCGAAAGAGCGCAUGAAGUGGAAUCAGAAGCGGAAGGUGGAAAGCAAAAGUGAGCGAACGAACGAGCGACCAAGUGGGCUGCUGAGAAGGUUGUUGGCAAUACUCCGGUCCCGCGGAGUUCGGAACGGAAUCGUUCGCUUCGACGACCACAUUCAAGUGUGUGUGUGUGUGUGUGUAGUACCAAUAUUUUGCCUCUUGUUGCGGAUUUCAUGUGAAAACUAAGCCUGGUCCAGCUGCACCGGGUAAAGAAGUAAAAGUGUUUUCCGGCUCCAGUGGGGAAGUUGAUGAUUGAAGGUAACAAGUUGAAUUUAUCGAGGUCACAGACAAGCGAUAGCUAACGGCAGACGACUAGUGGGCAUUUACAAUAACAACAACUGUUCCAAAUGAGUGUGACACAACAGAAUUCAGCCGGCAAUACUAACUUUCAGACAACCUCGUGAUGCGUUGAUACCACGAAAAUGAACUGCACCGCGCUAAACAGCAAUCAAAUCGAAACGACUCCCAACAAUCACCCUCGGCUAGCGGUUAGUACGGCUGUCACAAGAAGUACCGUCGGGGUUCCAGUAUCAAGCGGAUCUGGAUCUGGAAUAUUCUUCCAUCAUACCAACAACCUGCUAGAUGUACCCAGACCAAAUAAUUCCGAAGAGGAGAACUCCCCAACGGAGCUCAACAGUUGCCGGCGAUUAGCAGAGAAACCUCCCUUGGUUAAACGUCUAACGAUGGGUAUUCUUCGAACGGCAGAGGACAGUCGACCGCUGGUUCACAAUUCUUCCACAUCAAAUUCUUCGGGUUCUUCACAAACCAUAUCCGAUGGGUACGUAAACGAAGGCAUAUGCACCGAGGCAGUAGAAGCGGCAGUCGUUUUCAACAAAUUCGGAGAUUCCUGUCAACGGGCACUGACGGCAAACCAAUCCAACGUGGAGGGUACGAUUCGUUACAAUCAUAGUGCCACGCUAGGCCCACAAACCGGAACUGCGCCGCCUAAUCCUCUGCGCAACGACAGUCUCAGCUUGAAAGAGCAGUACGAACUGAAAGGGGCUCCCUGGUUUCAGGCUGGCAUACCAAGGGAAAUUUCACUCGAGGUUCUCUGUAGGCAAAAUCCGGGGGCAUUCCUUGUUCGCCAGAGCACCACGAAACCAGGCUGUUUCGCUCUGUCUCUCAGAGUACCACCACCGGCACCAAAAGUAGCGCAUUAUCUAAUUUUAAGAACGAUACGAGGUUAUAAGAUUAAGGGCUUCACCAAGGAAUUCAGCUCGCUACGCGCACUGAUAACACACCAUUCUGUGAUGCCGGAGUUACUUCCUGUUCCUUUGGCACUACCCCGACCACCGCAAGCCGGUCAGCGACAGGAAGAUCCGGAAACGUACGGUUCUCUAAACGAAUUCCAGAAAAUUAUAGGGGAAUAGUAAAUAUAUGCGCCCCAUGUGUUUUCCAAACACUCCGCUGUCGUUAAAAUAAAAUUCUUCUCGAGAUAGUUGAUUUGAAGUUCGACUAGUCAUCUAACCAUUAGAAACAAAUGAAAUGUGUUAAUCAGUUGGAAUUGUUGUGAGCAUAUAUAGGCAAACAAAUUGAAUUUGGCUUUAAUCAAAACAGUGAGUUCAAAACAAUGAAUGAUGGAUCAAUAUAAUCCAAUGUUAAACUUAGCUCCUACGGCGAAAUAACAUCUACUUUCUUAAUACACAAUUAUACAAUUAGGAUUAAAUGUUGAACAAUUAUAGGUGAAUAAAAAAACAAUACUCAAUCUAAAA
Molecule: messenger RNA, 3381 nt
Organism: Malaya genurostris
Lineage: Eukaryota; Metazoa; Arthropoda; Insecta; Diptera; Culicidae
Product: EGFR adapter protein-like
Exons: 6
Coding region: 2092-3039 (315 amino acids)
Source: RefSeq, a predicted model, not a curated record